Messenger RNA from Amoebophrya sp. A120, 1556 nucleotides. Lineage: Eukaryota; Dinophyceae; Syndiniales; Amoebophryaceae. The record is from the annotation of a GenBank genome assembly.
UCUCAGUCCAGUUAGAGCUCGAGCACAAAACAGUGUCGGAAUUCGAAUUCAUAUGUGAACAUUUCAUGUAAAAGUUGGAACGUCCACACCACAAGACACACAUGGCUGACCACUUUUACUUUCCAGAAAAGUCAUUGACAUCUAAUGAUGAUGAUCAUGAUGGCAGUUUCUGGUUCGGUGCCGGUUUGGAAAGAGAACGCUCGAAUCCUACGCUUUUUGGCGCAUUGAAGGAGAACGUCGACUGGGAAGUGCGCGAGUCUUCCGCCGGUGGUCUUGGUGUAUUCGCGAAAAGGAACAUAAGAUGUGGCUCCUUGAUUCUGUGCGAGGCGCCGCUGCUAGCAAUUUCAGAUUUGAAGCUCGAUAGGACGAGGAAUGAUGUCGACGACAAGCAGGUGAAGUUGGGGAAUAUACAUGCUGGAACACCAGAAGAUGGACAGGAACAUGGGCUGGUGCGUACUUCUUGGACAAAACUGGAAAAGAUCCGUGCCAAUGCCUCUCUGAUUGACAAGUACUACGCUGCGCUUACCGAAGACAAGAAGUCGCGGUUCUUGCAGCUUCAUGAUGCGUCAGGGGACCUGCGCCAGUGGCACUCUCGACAGGUGAAUGCUUCUACUAUGGCAACUGUGGAGCAGGUUGAGGACGCUUCUGCGAGGAGUGACGGGCAGUGGAGCGUGCGGGAUAUUAAUGCUCGGACCGACAGUAUCAAAAAAACACCGGCUGGGGUAUUUUUCUCAAAUGUUUUUGGCACUUCACCGGGCUGUGUGUACGAGAAGAUCAGUCGCUUCAACCACUCCUGUGCCCCAAACGCUGCUGCAGAUCCUGACAUUACUGCCCGAUUGCAGGAGUUUGAAGGCCACGACCAGUGGUCGCUGAAAUGCGUAAAAGCCACCCGCGACCUCGCCAGUGGGGAGGAGAUCUUCAUUGACUAUUUGGGUUUGCAAAGCUGUGAGAAAGACGGCGGCUCCUUUGUGUCGCUCGACAGCGCUCUGAUCCUGCAGAGCCAUUCAGUGCGGCAGUCUUAUUUGCGAUUCUCGUUCGGAAAACCCUGUGCCUGUCCGGUCUGCUGUGUGUCCACUACAACGAGCGACCGGAACCGAGAAAAAGUCAUAGCAAAGUGGCAGGAGCUCCCUACUGACGAUGAGAUAGCGGCCGUCUUGAUGGUUGGUAGCAGCAGCAAGAAGUGCAGCAUCGGUGAUGCUUUACUGCACCAGGCUCGUCGAACGGACCUUCUAGCGCGCGAAAUUUUUGAACUGCUAUUCUACGGUGAGAAGCUUCGGCACUUGUUCCCUGUUUUCGAGGAGCUUGCGGAUUCGGUGCUGCUCCUCUGGGAAAAUAAUGCUGCAAGCGAAAUAGACCCAACAAGCGGCUGUGAAAAAACCACGCCUACGACUAGGCUGCGAAGAGGAGCACAGCUCUUGGAAAAGAACAGAGUUUUGGCGUUCUGGCUGCGACUGAAGUAUGAAAUCGUUCGGUUUCAGCGGGGGCAAGAAGACCCUGAAAGCCGAGCCUGCCACUUGGACUGGCUCGAAGCAGCGAGGACCUGUGAGCCGUCGUGA